AUGUCUAGUGAAACUGGUCAAGAGCUAACCGAAGUUCGAGCUGGACAUGAGCUCGACUUGGGCAAGCUUACUGAAUACCUCACUGCGAACAUGAAAGUAAGAGGUCCCCUGAAGAUCAUGCAGUUUGAAGGUGGUCAGUCAAAUCCUACCUACAGUAUCCACGAUGCCGAUGGCAAGAGAUAUGUAAUGAGGAAGCAACCCCCAGGCGAUCUUGCCAACCCAUCUGCUCAUCGUGUCGAUCGCGAGUACACUAUUUUGGAGGCCUUGUCUACAAAGACAAACUUGCCAGUUCCCAAAGUUUACGUUCUGUGUAAAGAUCCAGCUAUCGCCGGAAAGCCCUUCUACAUUAUGGAGUACUGCGAAGGCCGUAUCUUUGCUGGAGUUUUCGGCCCCUUCUCCAAGGCCAUUGGUCCAGUUGUCCCAGACAAGAACGCAUACGCCUACUACCACGAGCUCCUCGACACUCUCGCAGCCUUCCAUAAAGUCGACAUCAACGCAGUCGGUCUAGGAAACUAUGGAGCCAAAGGAAAAUUCUACGAACGUAGUAUAAACCGUUUUGCCGACAUUACCAGGAUUCAAUCUCAAGCUCGUGAUAUCCGAACUGGCGAGAAAAUCGUACAGAUUGCUCGUCUUGAUGACAUUGUUGCUUGGAUGAGGCGUAACUUGCCUCCAGAUGAAAACACCCUGGUUCACGGUGAUUACAGAUUGGGCAAUGUAAUCUUUGACAAGACUGAACCCAAGCUUAUUGCUAUACUGGAUUGGGAACUCAGUACCACUGGACAUCCAAUUUCAGACUUGUUGGUCUGCUGUGGUCAGUUCUUGAAUGGAUCUGCACCAGGACAUCCAUCAUUCGAGUACUUGCUCCAGUACUAUUGCAAAAAGGUCGGAAGACCUUACCCAAUCCCAUACUGGGAUUUCUUCACUGCCUUUAAUACUUGGAGAGGCGCUGUAAUUGGACAAGGAAUCGCCAUGCGAUACGCCUUGGGUCAAGCCAGUUCGCAAAGUGCAGGCCUAUGGGCUGCAACCAUCGGGCCAUCAAUCGACAAGGUCUUGGCCAUCGUCGACCGUGGAGACUUGUACCCGGACAAGCCAAAGAUGUAG
This is a messenger RNA of Synchytrium microbalum, 1101 nucleotides long. RefSeq lists its product as uncharacterized. NCBI's taxonomy places the organism in Eukaryota, Fungi, Chytridiomycota, Chytridiomycetes, Synchytriales, Synchytriaceae. Bases 1 to 1101 code for a protein of 366 amino acids. The transcript is spliced from 9 exons. The record is from RefSeq and is a predicted model, not a curated record.